Messenger RNA from Zingiber officinale, 1440 nucleotides. Its product is annotated as probable E3 ubiquitin-protein ligase LUL4. Gene Ontology annotation, molecular function: ubiquitin protein ligase activity. Lineage: Eukaryota; Viridiplantae; Streptophyta; Magnoliopsida; Zingiberales; Zingiberaceae. The record is from RefSeq and is a predicted model, not a curated record. The transcript has 3 exons. The coding region runs from base 186 to 1277 and encodes 363 amino acids. Gene Ontology annotation, biological process: protein ubiquitination.
GUUGACAAGUCGAUCUCUUAUUUUCCAAGGUAAUAACCGCAAAAGAUUCAUCUCCCCCAAUCCGCCUGCUGAGCUUUUCAAGGCAGCAGAUUAACCUCCCAAAUCCAAUUCCAAAUUAUUCCCACAGACGCUCUCCUGUUCUUCGUUUCUUCUUGCUCCUCGCCUCGAUCGAGACAGGAAGCGGCAUGGGGCAAUCUUCAAGCCAAGGCAGAAGAAACGAUCGCUAUCCACAAUCCCCGUCGGUUUACUCCACUCCUCCUAAUCCGCCUGCUUCUGCCCCGAACCAGUCCGCCUCCAUGGUCCCCUACGCUUCCUCUCAUCCGCCGCCGCCACUGCAGCCGCCGCCUCCUCCUCGCUUCUACUACAGCACGCCUUACCCUGAGUCCUCGCCCGCAAACCCUGGUUCUUCUUACUACCACCAACCUAACCCUUGGAUGCCCCGCCCUUGUUACCCACCAUACUAUGCCCCCGAUCGGAGCGGUGGCUGGUGGCAGCCGAACACUUACUCCCCCGCGAUGACUAGUCAGCCGUCAGAACCGCCCCCGCCGUCUGUGGAGCAGGCUAAGAAGGUGAAGAAUGAUGUCAACGUGCACAAGGAUUCGAUCCGGCUGGUGCCUGAUGAGCAGAAUCCAGAUCACCUUCUGGUCUCGUUCACCUUUGAUGCUGUGGUCAGUGGGAGGAUCACUAUUUGUUACUUCGCUAAGGAAGGACCCGAAGGUGAUAUUGUUCCUUUAUAUGCUGAUGCUUACACUCCUAAGAAAAUAGCCUUUGCAGAAGGUCAUGGGUUAAAAUUCAUCCAACCUUCAGGAUCUGGAAUUGACUUGGGAUUCUUCGAUUUGGAUGAGCUUGCACAUCCUUUACCAGGAGAUGCAUUCCCACUAGUUGUAUCUGCUGAAUCAAGUCAAAUGCCAUCAAAUUCUCCCCAUUCGCAAAUUACUCAAGCUGUCAUAGAGAAGAAUAGUAAUGGGACUUUUCAAGUCAAGGUAGUAAAGCAGAAAUUGUGGGCUGAUGGUGAACAAUAUGAAUUGCAAGAAAUAUUUGGUCUUGCAAGCUCCACAGAACCAAAAGUCGUUGGUGGUGUGGACGAAUCUGAUGAUGGAAAGGAUUGUGUAAUUUGUUUGUCAGAACAAAGGAAUACCACUGUACUUCCUUGUAGGCACUUGUGCUUGUGCAGUGAAUGCGCCAAAGCUUUAAGUCGGCAAUCAAAUAAAUGCCCCAUAUGCCGGCAACCUGUUGAACAAUUUAUGGAGAUCGAUGUUAAUACUGUGAAAUCGUGAACAGACUCUUUCAAUAUGUUAGUUCGCAAAGUUCUCUCCAAGUGUGUGUGCAUACUUCUAAAUAAAGUUAAUUUCUUUGAUGUGUAUCAAUGUUUAUACCUUCAUAUAAGAGAAGUGUUGUAAGUAUAUUAUUUAUCUUUAUUUGAAAUAUUAUGCUUUGAAA